Molecule: messenger RNA, 438 nt
Organism: Chaetomium globosum CBS 148.51
Lineage: Eukaryota; Fungi; Ascomycota; Sordariomycetes; Sordariales; Chaetomiaceae
Product: 40S ribosomal protein S17
Exons: 3
Coding region: 1-438 (145 amino acids)
Biological process (GO): translation
Cellular component (GO): ribosome
Molecular function (GO): structural constituent of ribosome
Source: RefSeq, a predicted model, not a curated record
AUGGGUCGCGUUCGUACCAAGACUGUCAAGAAGUCCGCCAAGGUCAUCAUUGAGCGGUACUACCCCAAGCUGACGCUCGACUUCGAGACCAACAAGCGGGUGUGCGAUGAGAUUGCCAUCAUCGCCUCCAAGAGGCUGCGCAACAAGAUUGCCGGCUACACAACCCACUUGAUGAAGCGCAUUCAGCGUGGCCCCGUCCGCGGUAUCUCCUUCAAGCUCCAGGAAGAGGAGCGUGAGCGCAAGGAUCAAUACGUCCCCGAGGUUUCCGCCCUCGACUUCUCCGAGGCUGGCCAGCUCGAGGUUGACGCCGAGACCAAGGACCUGCUCAAGCACCUUGGCUUCGACUCCAUCCCCGUCAACGUCACCCCCGUUACCCAGAACCCCGUCGUCGAGCGCGGCGGCAGGCGGUUUGGCGACCGUCCGCCUCGUCGCGACUAA